GCCGCGGAGCAUAAAUCCCCUGCGCGGCCCAGCCAGCCCUCGGGGCCACCAUGUCCCUCUGGCGGGGCGCGCUCUGUCCCCCCGCACUCCAGGGCAGAGGCUCCAGCGACAUCUUCUUCCACGUGGUGACCCCCGACCGCAUCCCGCAGUUUGUUAUCCCGUCCCUGGACACGCACAAGAAGCAGCGAUGCUCAGGCAAGGGGACGGAGGAGGGGACAGGGCAGCUGGAGGGGACGGCUUGGAGGAGCAGCUGGGACCCAGCGGUGCAGGAUGAGCACGGCUCUAACUCAUCCUCUUUUAACUCAUCCUGCGCCAACCCAGACCCCACUGCUUGGGCAGCUCUGUCCCUGCCGCACCUCCCCAAGGUCACCACGCCGUACGGCUUUGUCGCCCUGGGGCGGAGCCCGCAGGUCACCGCUGAGGAGGCGUUUUUUCACUCGGGCUCAGGCCACGCUCGGGGUCCUGCUGCCAGGACACGUCCCAGCUGCAGACAUCUCGGGAUUCCUGCUGCUGAGGAAGACUCCGGGAUGGGAGGAAGCCAGAGAGACCACAAGCAGCCAAGUCCCCGUGCCAGCGGUCACAAGGACGAUGGAAGCAGCCCGACCCCAGCAGGGCUUCCCCUGCCCAGAUGUGCCAGAGACAUCCGAAUAACAGAGGCUUUGGAAAGCCAAGAGGGAGGGAAGAGGGACAGGAGGCUCCUGGGCAUGGACUGUCCGAGGAGCAGCUCCCUGGAGCUCCCCGUGGCGACAGCCAGGAAGAAUUUGUUCCAGAGGAUCCUCAGGAGGCACCUUGUCCACCCACGGCAGCUCAAGCCUGGGCAUCUCACUCUCCACUGAUCCUGCUAAAGCAGCUCCCAGGAGCUGAGGUUCCCUAAAGACCUGGGGAAGAGACACUUCUGUCAAUGCCUCAGAACGCUGAGAGCAUCAGGGUGUCACCUUCCCUGAGGGGACCGCCUUGAGGUGACAUUGCUGCAGGGCACAGCUGGGAGGGACACGGCAGUGCAGGGGAGCAGAGGGGCUGUGGGUUUGUCACUGCUCAGGGCCUGAAUAAAAGUGCAAACAUUUCAUCUGA
Vidua chalybeata is the source of this 1071-nucleotide messenger RNA. RefSeq names its product C2 calcium-dependent domain-containing protein 4A-like. The coding region runs from base 51 to 836 and encodes 261 amino acids. The record is from RefSeq and is a predicted model, not a curated record. The transcript has a single exon. Lineage: Eukaryota; Metazoa; Chordata; Aves; Passeriformes; Viduidae.